Messenger RNA from Micropterus dolomieu (smallmouth bass), 992 nucleotides. It is a transcript of the gene cabp4, whose product is annotated as calcium binding protein 4. Lineage: Eukaryota; Metazoa; Chordata; Actinopteri; Centrarchiformes; Centrarchidae. The transcript is spliced from 10 exons. Gene Ontology annotation, molecular function: calcium ion binding. The record is from RefSeq and is a predicted model, not a curated record. Bases 142 to 840 code for a protein of 232 amino acids.
CAGGCCGCCAACAAGCAUAUGUCUGUGAAAACUUCAAAGGCAGGAGCAGAGAGUAGACCAUCCUCUGCUGUCAGCAGUCUAAAUCCGUCGUACCUUCCUCAACAGGAUGGUCCAACCACAUGACAAGCCACAAAUUCAGGCAUGUCUCCACGAGUGGGAAGGGGAGCGUCGGCUGCCAGAUCGGCUGCUACUGGGAGAUUCAAAAACAAGGCCCUUCAGCUCAGCCUAUCUAAGAAAUUCUGCUCAAAGUCGCCCUUGGCCCAAGGGAAGGGCUCUGGUAGUGAGGACGAGACUCGUCGCAGCGGGAGAAGGAGCCUCAGCAACAGCUCGACUGUGGCUGCUGCCUACAUCUCCUAUCUCAAUAAGCUCUUUGGACAGGAGAGAGAGCUGAUGCCAGAGGAGUUAGAUGAGCUGCAGGAGGCCUUUAAGGAAUUUGACUACGACGCGGAUGGCUUCAUCCAUUACAAAGACAUCGCAGACUGCAUGAGGACUAUGGGCUACAUGCCUACAGAGAUGGAGCUCAUCGAGAUCAUCCAGCAAAUCAAGAUGAAAUGGGGUGGUCAUGUAGACUUUGAUGAUUUCUGUGAGCUAAUGGGGCCAAGGAUGCUGGCUGAGACGGCUCAUAUGGUCGGGCUGAAGGAGCUCCGCUGUGCCUUCAAACAGUUUGACUGUGAUGGCGAUGGAAAGAUCACGAUUGAUGAGCUAAAGGAGGGCACAAAGACCCUUCUGGGGGAGAAGCUGAAGAAAGGCGAGCUGGAGGAGAUCCUCUCUGACAUUGACCUCAACAAAGACGGCAACAUUGACUUUGAUGAGUUUGUUAUGAUGCUUUCUGCACGAUGACCUCUGAUGGAAUAAGAUGGAGCAUGCAACACUGGACUUGUGGUGUAGGCUACCAACUCAUCAACACUGGCUACUUCCUGCUGUGUAAUUCUUUUUCUGUGACAUUCCAUAUUUGAAAUGUCUGAUUGUAAAAAGAGAUCUGUGUAUAUUCU